AUGAGUUUGUUAAAAGAAAAAAUUCGUUUAUUAAAUGAAGAAUUAAGGAAUUCAUUAUCACCAUUACAAUUAAUUACAAUUACUACCCUAGUCACAACAUUUAGUAUAAGCAUUUAUCGGUUUUUAUUUGUUAAUGAUGAAGACAUUUCUAAACGUAUUCAAGAAACAAUAUUUCGUUUGGUUCGUCGAUUACCUUCUGUACAACGUCAAAUAGCUAAAGCACGUGACGAAACAUUAACAUCAAUUUGUAAUGAUAUAGCAAAGAGUGUUGCAGGUCAUACGUUUUCUUUAGCUUUACCAGAAAAAGGACUUUCAAAGGAUGAACUUAUGCAUAAACUUGAAAGAUAUCAUAGUUUUGAAAAAACUGAUGUUAAAUCAGGACAAGUAUCUGGAUGUGUUUAUAAAUUACCAAAAUCAGAUAUGACUGCUGUCUAUCAUCAAAUUUUUAAUUUAUUUGGGGAUUCAAAUCCUCUUCAUGUCGAUGUUUUUCCUGAUAUUCGAACAAUGGAAGCUGAAGUUGUUCGUUGUGUAGCAACAAUGUUUCAUGGUGAUGAAAACGUUUGUGGAACGAUGACAUCCGGUGGUACAGAAUCAUUAUUAAUGGCAUGUAAAACUUAUCGUGAUUUCGCUCUUUCAAAGGGCAUUACUAAACCUGAAAUGUAA
Adineta steineri is the source of this 663-nucleotide messenger RNA. The record is from the annotation of a GenBank genome assembly. NCBI's taxonomy places the organism in Eukaryota, Metazoa, Rotifera, Eurotatoria, Adinetida, Adinetidae.